This is a messenger RNA of Colletotrichum orchidophilum, 225 nucleotides long. RefSeq lists its product as uncharacterized. The record is from RefSeq and is a predicted model, not a curated record. The transcript has a single exon. Lineage: Eukaryota; Fungi; Ascomycota; Sordariomycetes; Glomerellales; Glomerellaceae. Bases 1 to 225 code for a protein of 74 amino acids.
AUGGUAAUGGAGCUCUGGCCAAGGUCCCAGGGAGGCAUACGCGAACAUGCGAGCACGCGAGGCACCUCGUCACACUCGUCCCACAGCUUUGCUCGAGCUAGGCAAGUCUCAGACCAACAGCUCAACGACGCUAUGUUCGAGACAGUCGCGUCGAUCGUUCUUGAGAAUCUAGUGCAAGCCUGCAAGGCGCCGAGCCAAGUCCUCUGUGGAAGAUGCUUCGUUUGA